Symbiodinium natans is the source of this 4437-nucleotide messenger RNA. The record is from the annotation of a GenBank genome assembly. Lineage: Eukaryota; Dinophyceae; Suessiales; Symbiodiniaceae.
AUGGCAGAAGCCUGGGCGCUACCCACCGCCAGCGCGCCUUCUCGGGCUCCAGCUGCGGCGCCAGCAAGGCAGAGAUGUUGGCAGAACCCAGAACCACGCAGGACGGAGGAUGCGGGCGCCCAACGCCGCUGCAUGCUGCUGGUCGCGGUGCUUGGCAUCCGUAGCCUGCGAAGGGGCCGCGACCGGUUCUCCCACAGGCAAAGUCGAGUGCCGCGCUUUGCGCUCGUCGAGCAGGAAGUUGAGGCCCAGAAGGCUGAGGAGGACGGGGAAGAGCCGCCCAAGCGCAUCGUGAAUACCCGCGAGGUGGAGCUCUGGCCGGGGAUACCAGAUCCCAUGGUCGACUAUGGCGGCUUGCCCAUCCCACAACGCCUUGCGGAUGCCUUCACCGAGCGUGGCAUCGUACAGCCUUCGAGGAUCCAGGAGCUUGUCAUGCCAAAGCUAGCUAAGGGCGAGCACAUCAUCCUGCACGCCCCCACUGGCAGUGGGAAGACCCUGGCAUACCUCCUCCCAAUCCUCGCGAGGCUGCAGCCCACGAUGCAUGUGGGCGUCCAGGCCAUCAUCUUUGUCCCUACACCGGAGCUUGCCCUCCAGGUCACGCGUGAGCUCAAGUGGCUGAUGUACAUCCUGUCUGGUGGUUCCGAUGGAGUUUGCUGGUUCAACCCGCAAGUUCCGCAGGAGCUCGCAUGCAACGUCUUGCUAUCCAGAUCGAACCUUUGGGAUACCAUCCGCCAGGACUCCGCAAUCAUGGUCACGACGCCAGGAAUGGUUCUCAAUGAGAUCACCCAGCUAAAGUUUGAGGGCAGGCGGUUCAAAGAGACCCUCGCCUAUUUCAUGGCAAGCAAUGUGCAGGCCAUCGUCGUGGAUGAGGUGGAUGCCCUGACCCCAAGGCCGACACCAGGGAAGAACUCCCGGCGGUUUGGUACAACGGAGCAGGUCAUAGCCUACAUCAUCAAUGUGGUGAAGAGGCGAUACCGGAAUCGGCCGAUCCAGAUGAUCGCCGCCUCUGCCACCGCCAACGCGCAGAGAGUGACAAAAUUCCUAGACCGGCUGGUUGCUUGGAAGUACCCCAAGAGACGCGACAUAGGCCGAAGGCAGACGCCGGAACUGAUUCAGGCGGAUGCAACCGUGGGCCGCGUGGGCUCCAGCCCCGGAAAGAUCCGGGAGAAGUCUGUGGUUCCAAUGCCCUCGAGCAUCCUGCAUGCAGUGGCUGUGGUGAAGGGCCCGGAGCAAGGACAAUUCUUUAGCCAGAACCGCUUCAAGCUGAUGGUCGACAUCAUCAAGAACCUGAAAGAGAGAGGUACUGUGCUCCUGUUCGUCCCAGAGCACGUGAAAAUGGACGCGAUGGUGCUGAUCUUGCGGCAAUCCGGUGUUGCGGAUGUUUGCAAGUAUCGCUCUGAAAUCGGUCUGGGCAUCUCAACAGAGUUGGCCAUGGACCCUAACUUCAGGCGAAACCCCCGGAAGAAUCCGAACAAGCGAGCUCCUCCUGCCGAGCAGGAUGUCAACCCCCUGCUCGCUUUGCAGCAGGGGCAAGAGUUUGUGGACGAGCUGGAGAAGAUCGAGCGUCAGGUGCUGGUGGCAAAGGUCCAGGAGGGCAGAGGAAUCGAUUUGCCCAACGUGCGUUAUGUGGUGCAGCUGCAGCUCCCGAAGGCUUCGGGCGAGUACCUUCACCUCUCUGGCCGGACGGGCCGCAUGGGCGCGUCGGGAACUUCCAUCACGCUUGUCACGGAGGCUGAACUUGCCAAUGCGCUGCCUCUCAUAGGUUUCAAGAUCGGAGCCUCCUUCGAGAUGUGGGAUGUCGAGCAAGGUCAGAUUGCGGAGGGUGCCCCAGUGCAAGCCGCCCUCCCUGAAGGUGCUCCAGAGCAGCUGGAAACCAGCAGAACGACAUGGCAGAAGUGCGGCAAGGAGGCAACAAAAGGAGGACCAUCGGGCGAGGAACUCAAUGGGAUGUGGGUGGAAAAGGCGGGCUUGGACGAGGUCGAGGAGGCCUUCCGCGCCUGUGGGCGUGCGGCCGGCCUGGCUGUGAAGUACGGCGACGUGCUAGCAGAAGAGCUGGCAGGCUUCUUCGUGUACCAAGUGGCCCGCGAUGACACCGUCGGCUUGGAAGAGCUCCAGCGUCAGGUUGCGGAGUCUGAGGGCAGCGACGACAUCCGUGCCUCGAAGAAGCUCCUGGAGAGCCACGUCUCAGAGUCCGGCAUCAAGGGUAUGAAGCUCACCCGGACGAUCACCGGCACCUGCACCGAGGCUGUCAGACAUCCGGCCGCUAGCUGCGCGGUUCAAGCGCCCCCAUGCGCCGUGUGGCGGCGCAGUGUGAGCAGCUCCUGCGAACGAGCCUGGCUGGCCUGGCGGUGCUGGGCACCUCUGGCCAUCGCUUCGCUGGAAGCAAGUGUGAGAUGCGGGGCUCCUGGUGAUUCUCCUCACAAGUGUGUGAAAGGGGCGCAGCAAGAAUCCCUAGGUUUGACGAUGAUCCCCUUGGCCUUGGUGGCCUGGAUGGGGGUGGGGGCCUCUUCGGACGACGAGGCAGGGCAGACCACCCUGAGACGAAAGGCCUUGCAUGUUGAACUGAAAGGAGCUGCAGUUCCACAAGAAGGGCCCGUGAUCAACACUGCACAUGCCGCACUGCGAACUUGGCAGGAGCUGGGCCAAAACGUGCGCCAGCCAAGGUUCCCGUGUCUAUCCUCUGCGGAUUUCUCGGUGGCUCGCGCGGGCAAGACGACUAUGGUGCAGCACGUGCUGAAGAAUCGGGAAGGCCUCAAGGUUGGCGUUGUGGUCAAUGAUGUGGCCGAGGUGAACAUCGACUCAGAGGUCCUGAAGUUCGAGGAUGCUGACGGCAUCGUGGGGCUGCAGAAUGGAUGUGCAUGUUGUUCUGGCAGGGCCGACCUCUUCGCGCGACUUCAGGAGUUGGUGGAAAGCAGCGGCGUGACCAAGCUGGAGAAGCCCUGGGAUCGGCUCGUGGUGGAAUGCUCCGGUGUGGCGGAGCCCGAAAGCAUUGCUGCCGAGCUCGAGGCUAUGGGAAGAAGAGGCGAGCCCGUCAUGAAACGAAUUUUCCUCGCCGGGAUCAUCUGCGUUGUUGAUGCGUCGGCCUUUUGGGAGAUGUACAAUUCAGGUGACAGCGGCGACGCAGCUCGCAAACCCUUGUCGGCCCUGCUUGUAAGUCAGCUGGAGUCCGCAGAUACAGUCAUCAUCAACAAGACGGACUUGGUGAGCUCGGAAGAGCUGGAAAAAGUGCGGCAGCUGGUCUCUGCCUUGAGCCCCAACGCUCGGCAGUUUCCGGCAACGCGCGGAGCUCUCCCCCUGAGGACGCUCUUGCCAGCCGAGCCUGUGGAAUUGGACAUGCCAGCGUAUGUGCCUACACUGGUCAACCGGCAUGGUGCCGCCGUCCGUGCGUCUGAGGCAGCAGGCUACCGGCAGUCGCCCGAAGACCACGAACACGGCCAUGGCCAUCACGAUGCCCAUGGCCACGCGCAUGGUCACGACGCUGAAGAUUGCCAGCUCUGUUCACGGCACGAGCGCUUUGGCAUCUCCAGCUUCGUCUACCGCUGCAAGGACAAGGUGUUUCUACCAGAUCGACUUGCUGAGUUCAUCAGCAAGCUGCCAGUGGUGGCGGCAACUGUGGGCUUCCUUCCCGAGGAGCUGAAGCCCGUGAAGGACCCGUUGUUGGCGGGCGUUCUGCGCUCGAAAGGCUUCGUCCAGGUGCUGGGCUCCAGCCAAGUGUUUUAUUGGUCGCAUGCUGGUCGACGAAUCGAAGCUUUUCCAGCAAGCGAGGCCCCGACAAGCAAGCAGUCAGAGGUGGUGUUUAUUGGAACCGGGCUGGAUCGGAGUGCCAUAAGUGCAGCGCUGGAUGCGUGUCUGACGAGUAGAGACGAUUCGGGCAGCGCCGACACGACUGUGGAGCUCGUUCCUGGUGGCCAGGAUGUCGAAGUCACAGAGGAGAACAAGGCAGACUGGCUGCGGCUGCACUUGCAUGACAAGCUGUACCGGUCGAUGCAGAAAGCCGCCGACUCGUUCCGUGCAGGGAUCCUGGACAUCUGGGGCGGCUCGCGACGAACGUGUCCGCUGUUGGUGUUACUCACGCCGGCCGAGCUCGUGCGUAUCUGGGCCGGCAGUGGCGUGACAGAUGCGGACGUGCGCCGCUGGAGGGAGGUGGCCACCGUCAGCGACGAGGUGAAGACUCAAGCAGGAUGGCUGUGGGAGAUCCUGGAAGAAGCAGAUGAGGCGUACCGCUCGAAGGUCCUGAAGUUCACGACAGGUGUCCACCGAAUUGGAUAUGUCGGGAUUCAGUCCUUCGAGGUUCAGCCGGCGGAUGGACAGGAUGAGUCCCUCCCACGUGCCAUGACGUGUGCCAACAUGUUGCAGAUGCCCCGCUACUCCUCCAAGGACUGUCUGUGCAAGCAGCUCCGCAAGGCCACCGAGCUGUGUGACGGCUUCCAGAUUCUCUAG